Molecule: messenger RNA, 4311 nt
Organism: Prunus armeniaca (apricot)
Lineage: Eukaryota; Viridiplantae; Streptophyta; Magnoliopsida; Rosales; Rosaceae
Source: the annotation of a GenBank genome assembly
AUGGAGCUCCAGAAAGCUCAGCUCUCCUCCACCUUCUACAGACCUAGUCUAGAAGAAGAUGGAGGAGGAGGAGGAGGAGAACAGCCUCAGGCCUUUGACCGGUCGCUGCCGGCCGCGGAGGACCGCAUGAGUGUUGAUCAAUGCGAAGCGAUCGGGGACCUGGAUGAUUCGCGGCUCGUCGGAGCUCCCCAGACGGUCGCCGGCUGCGGCAUGGUUGCUGGUAGGGUGGGGCAGAUGAUGGCGGACGUGGCGGUCAAAGUAGCGGCGGAGAAGAGCUUAGGGAAACGGAGGCGGGGUCGGCCGCCGAGUGGGCACGUCAGAGCGACGCCGGUGAGGAAGCAGAACGAAGAAGAGGACGUUUGCUUCAUUUGCUUCGAUGGUGGAAGCCUCGUGCUUUGUGACCGCAGGGGCUGUCCUAAGGCAUACCAUCCAUCGUGCAUCAAGCGGGACGAAUCUUUCUUUAAAUCAAAGGCCAAAUGGAAUUGUGGUUGGCAUAUAUGCAGCAGUUGUCAGAAGGCUUCACAUUAUUGGUGUUAUACUUGUACUUAUUCUCUGUGCAAAGGUUGUACUAAGGAUGCUGAUUAUCAAUGUGUACGAGGAAACAAAGGAUUUUGUGGAACAUGUAUGAGAACUAUAAUGCUAAUUGAAAAUGUGCAAGGAAAUAAGGAAGUGGCCCAAGUAGAUUUUGAUGACAAAAGCAGCUGGGAGUAUCUGUUCAAGGUUUACUGGAAUCUUUUGAAAGGGAAACUAUCAUUAACUCUGGACGAGCUCAUUAAUGCUAAAAAUCCAUGGAAAGGAGCUGCUGUUGUGGUUUGUAAGAGGGAUUCUUCAGGUGAACUAUAUAAUGGGGAUAAAACAACAGAUUCAGGUUCUCUCAACUCUUUUGCAGACCUGGAAGCAACACAUUCAAAAAGAAGUAAUAAAAAGCCUAGAAUUUCUAACAAGGAUUUGACUGUUGAAAAAUCACUUGGUGGUAGAGGGAUGCCUUUCUCUGAAGGCACAGUUUGGGCAUCAAAGGAGCUCCUGGCAUUUGUUGCUUAUAUGAAAAAUGGUGAUAUAUCUGUGCUAUCUCAAUUUGAUGUCCAGGCACUUUUGCUCGAGUACAUAAAGAAAAACAAUCUUCGUGAUCCUCGCCGGAAAUGCCAAAUUGUUUGUGAUUCAAGGCUCAUAAAUCUGUUUGGGAAAGAAUGUGUGGGUCACUUUGAAAUGUUAAAACUUCUUGAAUCUCACUUCCUUAUAAAGGAAAGUUCCAGGGCAGAUAAUAUUAGCAGUGCUGCAGUUGUUACUAGUGUUUCCAGCCAAAUGGAGUUUGAUGGAAUCUAUGAUAAUCAAAUGAUGAUGGGUAAUGAUAAGAGGCGUAAAACACGUAAAAGAGUAGAUGAGAAAGGACCACAGACUAAUCCAGCUGCAUAUGCAGCGAUUGAUGUUCACAACAUCAAUCUGAUUUACUUGCGCCGUAACUGGAUGGAGAUUCUUAUUGAAGACAUUGAUAAAUUUCAUGAGAAGGUGGUUGGUUCAGUUGUGCGAAUAAGAAUUUCUAGUGGUGAUCAAAAGCAAGAGAUUUAUAGGCUUGUCCAAGUUAUAGGUACCAGCAAGGUUGCUGAACCUUAUAAAAUUGGCACAAGAACAACUGAUGUCAAGCUUGAAAUCUUGAACUUAGACAAGAAAGAGGUUAUAUCAAUUGAUGAGAUCUCUAAUCAGGAAUUCACCCAGGAUGAAUGCAAACGAUUACGUCAAAGUAUAAGGUGUGGGCUCACCAAACGGUUGACUGUGGGUGAGAUUCAGGAGAAAGCAAUGGCACUUCAAGCAGUAAGAGUAAAUGAUUUUACGCUUAGGGAAUGUGUGGAGAAAUUACAGCUUCUGAACUCUCCAGAGGAACGUCAGCGCAGACUGCAUGAAACUCAGGAAGUGCACCCUGAUCCUAGUAUGGAUCCGAGUUAUGAGUCAGAAGACAGUGCUGGAGCAUUCGAUAAGAAACAAGAUGACAAAGUCAAACCAAGGAAAAUUGUCUUCGGUAGAAAGGGAAGGGAACCUUUCCCUCAACCAUGGGAACCCAUUUCAAAUAAUAUUGGAGGCAAGGCACAGAAAAAUCGGGGUAGAGAAACAUUUGGAAUAAAUGGAUGCAGUACAAUAAAGAACCAGGUCAAUCCCACUGGUUUGACGGCUUUUGAUUGGAAUAAUCAAUCGGUGGUUGAAUCUAAUACAUCUACUGAGCUUGCAUCAGAAAUUUCAUCGCUGCCCUUAUCUGCAGUGAUGAAGACAGACCUAUCUGUUGAUAAUUUUGAGACAGACAAGAUAUGGCACUACCAGGACCCAACUGGAAAAAUUCAAGGACCAUUUGCGAUGAUACAGCUGCGUAAAUGGAGUACAACUGGGCACUUCCCUCCGGAUCAUAGAAUAUGGAGGAUAAAUGAGAAACCAGAUGACUCCAUCCUUUUGGCUGAUGCAGUGAAUGGACAGUAUUAUAAAGAACCAUUAUUGCCACAUGACAGCCACUUGCUUUCUCAGGGAUUUACAGUGGCCUUGGAUGAAAGAAACAAUGGCCAGGAUGCUGGAUCAAACAAGAGUAUGAAUGCAACUCAAAUAGAUGGUAAAAAGGGAGAAGAGAGCUGGAACUCGAAGCAGGAUGGCCAAAGCUUGCAUAAUAAUGGCAACGUUGAACCUGUGAGGUGUACUACACCUGUAGAUGUUGUCAAUUCCAAUGAGGAACAAACCGGAAACCAUUUGCAAGGCCAGGAUCCAUUGAAGGGUAAUAGUUCUUCACCCAAUAAAGCCCAAGAGAGUGUUUCACUACCUUCACCUGUAGUGCCUGUGAAACCAUAUGAAACACUAGAAGGGGAAAGUAGAGGAGCAGAAAAUAACUCUGAUCAGAACAAUGGAAAUUUGGAUCCACCAAAGACAGCUCAGGGUCAAAUUAUGAAUGGACAGUGUACUGAGAACCGAUCUGAUAGUGAGGGCCAUUCAGGCCAAUCUUCUGGACAAAACUGGAGACCUCCACCUGUAAGUAGUCCUUCAAAUGGCUGUGAUUCCAACUCUGAUUUAAUUCCUUUGUCUAAAUCAUGUGAGACGUCAGAACAAGAUCAGAGGGAACUUAGUUUUCCAGAUAUUCCCAGUCCCACUCCAAAACCAAGCAAUGGAGAUUUACUAGGUCAGGCUGCUGAAAAUAAGCAGUCUGUAUCUUCAAAUUUUCCUGUUCAGGAUUCUGGACCUAGCUGGAGCACUGCUUCUAGUUUAGGGGGUGGUGGGGCACAACUUCCCGAAGUAGGUGGUGAAUGGGGUGGGUAUUCCCCAACUCCGGCCAAACCUACUUCUCUUGAGGAAUGGGAAUCCAGUCUUGUCUCUGCAUCUUCUCUAAAACCAAGCGAGAUGGCAGGUGAUUGUGUUGCUACCGCGGUUUCAGUGAGUGGUCAGCUGACUCAUUCUUCCCCAUCCCAUCCUACCUCAAAUGCAUCUGGUUGGCAGGACAUUCUUACUGGAUCCACUGAAUUUUGCACUUUAGCUGGUGAAUCAGUUUCAGAUCUUCUGGCUGAAGUUGAAGCAAUGGAGUCUCUCAGCGGCUUGGCUACCCCAACAUCAAUCAUGAAUUGUGGAGGUGAAUUUACAGAGGGUUCAAAAAAUGAGAGUAUCAGUUCUGUGGAGGGAUUUAGCCCCCCCGAACCUGGUAAAGGUGAUGCCUUAAGCUCCAGUGGUGAUUUAAGGGUACCUAUGGUGACGGAUGAACCACUCGGGGAAUGCCAGGGAAAUGCUGUUGAUCUGCAAAAAGGAUGUGGUGUGCAUUCUUCCACAAGCACUGAAGCAGAGGGAGACAGAAAACCGAGUGAUGUUUCAGUCAACCAAUGGGAGGCAGGAUCAGAGAUCCAAACCACUGCACCACCCAAGGAAAAUUGGGACAUAGCUAGUACAGACAAUCAUUGGAAAGCCAGGUCAGAAAGCACAGAAACCAGUUGGGAAGCAGCCCAGGGAAAUGCAAACAUGGGCUGGGGAGGAUCGGAGCAAGGAGGUGCAAAUACGGGUUGGGGAGGUGGGCAGGGUAUAGCGCAGGGAAACACAAGCAUCCAUCCAGGUACUCCAGCUGGGGCCAUGUUGGAAAGCCAGUUGAGGUACAGCGGAGACAGAUUCAUCGGUCCAAGAGAUCGGGGUUUUCAGAAUAGGGAUGUAGGUUUUGGUAGGGGUAGGUUCCAAUGGAACAGGCAGACAUAUGGAAAUGGAGGAGGUUCAUUCAGGCCUUCUCCCAAAGGCCAGCGGGUAUGUAAAUAUUAUGAAAGCGGGUACUGCAAGAAGGGAGCAUCAUGUGGUUAUUUGCACCCAUGA